AUGGGCCGGACGGACCCGGACCCACCGACCACCCCCGUUUGCCUGCCCGGGUCCCGGCCCCUGCGCACCCAGAGCCCCCGGCGCUGCGGGCCGGUGCGGCCGGUGCGGGGCGGCUCCGCCCGCGGGCCCCGGGCAAACAGCGGGUCAAUGAUUAACCGGCCCGGCUGCGCUCCCGCCGCCCGCGCGGGCCACGCGGGGCUCGGGGCCGCGGCGGGGCGGAGCGGGCCGGGCCCGAGCGGCGGCGGUUGGGACCCCGCGGGCACCGGCGUGAAGCCUCCCUGUCCCCACAGGCCUCUCCGCGAAUGGACGGCGAGCCGCCAGCCGCGCCCCAGGCCCGCGGCCCCGCGCGCGCGGGAGCGGAGCCGGGGACGGCAGCGGGCGGCCGGGGCUCCCACCGGGACAGCCGGGGCUCCCACCGGGACAGCCGGGGCUCCCACCGGGACGGCCAGAGGGCUGCCCACCCCCGGGGCUCCCACCGGGACAGCCGGAGGGCUGCCUACCCCCGGCACCCGCAGCGGCGCCCCCGCGGCCCCCGGGGACAGGCCCGUGGCCGUGUCGGUGGUCUCCAACUCAGCCUUCGCGGGGGCCCCUCCACCAUACUCGCCCCCGGACCCCAAGAGCUUCCACCUCCUCUACCCGCCGUUCCCAGCCGGCUAUGCCCAGCAAGGCCCCGUCAUUUACCCGCCGGGGCCGGGACCGCGGCCUUUCCCAGGCCCGGGCUUCCCCCCCGGGCCGCUGCCCUACAGCGCGUACCACCCGCAGCCGGGGCCCUCACCCGCCGGCCGCGGGCACCAGCGGCCCAAGGACUACACGGUGGAGUCGGUGCUGGUGACCCUCUUCUGCUGCCUGAUCACCGGGGUCAUGGCCCUCGUCUACUCCCACGAGACCCGGGCUGCGCUCGCCCGUGGGGACAUGGCCCAGGCGUACCUGGCAUCCAAAAAAGCGCAGUCACUGGUCCUCAUCAGCCUCCUCUUCGGGUUGUUUGCCUCCAUCAGCUGGAUCGUCUACGUCCUGGUGUCCCUGUACCUGUGACAAGGACCCUGAGCCCCAGGGUGCCGAGAGCUCCUUGUGGCUCAGCACCUGGGGGGGGGUGUGGGGCACGGGCAGGUGAAGUUGCCACAGCCUUGUAUAAAAAUGAGUGAAAACGAAGAGUUUUUGGGGCUGUGGGGCAGCGUCUGUCCUUCCCGGCAGGGUGAGGAGCUGCCCCAGAGCCUUGAGGCAUCUGCUCAGCCCAGGGCAGGAGGAGCCCGGAGCAGGGAGAUGCUGCAUCCUGCUGGAUCCAGCUCUGGGCAGGGAGCUGUGUGGGGUCCAUGGGCAGGAUCAGGCUCUGCUGCAGGAUGCUGAAUCCCAUUGCUCUGGGCUCUCACUUGGAGCUGCCAAUGGGACUCAGGUGCAGAGGGAGCAUCUUGUAGGAUUGGGGUUGGAGGUGAAGCAGAAGUAACAGGAGUGUGGGAAGUCCUCACUGGUCAUUAGUAGUGUGAGAAGAUACAAACUCAUGUAUGCAGUUCUACAGUAAUUCUGCACGCACACACCCCACCACACAACAUCCCCCCUGUACUGCCACCUCUUGCUGCUUCCAGACUGAAAUAAAAUACAGCUGU
Messenger RNA from Camarhynchus parvulus, 1601 nucleotides. RefSeq names its product proline rich transmembrane protein 1B (gene PRRT1B). The transcript has 4 exons. Gene Ontology annotation, cellular component: membrane. The record is from RefSeq and is a predicted model, not a curated record. Lineage: Eukaryota; Metazoa; Chordata; Aves; Passeriformes; Thraupidae. The coding region runs from base 1 to 1032 and encodes 343 amino acids.